Molecule: messenger RNA, 1170 nt
Organism: Cannabis sativa
Lineage: Eukaryota; Viridiplantae; Streptophyta; Magnoliopsida; Rosales; Cannabaceae
Product: probable carboxylesterase 12
Exons: 2
Coding region: 1-1170 (389 amino acids)
Biological process (GO): DNA integration
Molecular function (GO): nucleic acid binding; hydrolase activity
Source: RefSeq, a predicted model, not a curated record
AUGGAUUACUCCUCCAAAGAGGUGGCUGUCGAGUUCCCUUCCUUCCGACUCUACAAAGACGGCACAGUUGACCGCUUCGACGGAGACAUAACCGUUCUCCCCUCCCCUUACACCGAAAACGGAGUACGAUCCAAGGACAUCGUCAUCUCACCAGCUUCCGGACUCUCCGCCAGGCUUUUCCUCCCAAAAAUAUCUGAUCCAACCCAAAAGCUACCUCUCCUACUAUACUACCACGGCGGUGCAUUCGUUAUUGGAUCGCCAUUCUCUCCCAUAUUCAGCGCCUUCGUCGCUUCUGUAGCCGCCGAAGCAAACGUCAUCGCUUUGUCAGUGAACUACCGAAGGGCUCCAGAGAAUCCCCUACCAGCCGCUUUCGAGGACGCAUGGGAAGCGAUUGAGUGGGUCGCGGCCCAUUACCGUGGACAUGGGUCGGAAGAGUGGAUCAACCAAUACGCCGAUCUCGAGAGGGUUUUCGUGGGCGGAGAUAGUGCGGGUGGGACUUUAGCCAAUAAUAUUGUACUUCGAGCCGCCGUUGAUGGUCCGAGAACCGUGGGACUGAUCCUGUAUUUCCCGUUUUUCGAUGGUGAUGAAGAACGGAACGAGUUGCUGGACUACAUUUUCCCAUCUUAUAGUGGACCUGGUGACCUGCUGGUGAACCCGCUAUCUGACCCGAAUCUGGCGAAACUGGGAUGCAGCAAGGUGGUGGUUUUUGUUGCUGAGAAUGAUAGUUUGAAGGCCAGAGGCUGGGCUUACUACGAGGCGUUGAAAAAAAGUGGGUGGAGUGGAUUGGUGGAGAUUAUGGAGAUUGAAGGGGAGGGCCAUGAUUUUCACUUGAUAAAACCAGAAAGAGCACUACCGACGAGUAGAGCAAGGGCGAAGGAUGAAAUUGUGGCGGUGGACUACUACACCAAGUGGGUGGAAGCAAGACCACUAGUUCACAUAACCGUCAAGCAAGUAGCCUCCUUCGUCAACAAGUUUAUUAUUUGCCGGUUUGGAGUUCCUUAUAAAAUCAUCACUGAUAACGAUAUUCAGUUCAGAGACUUACUAGGAGCAUAUUGUGAGGAAAGGGAAAUAAACUCUCACAGGGUCCAGACAUUCGAGGAAGUAAGGAAUGAGGAGGCAUUGGUGGAGAGCUUGUACUCGGUGGAGGAAAAAGGGAGAAAGCUCAGAUGA